AAAUCAUUUCUUACGUCAUUGAUAACAUUGCCUAGAAAUACCACGUGCAAAAAAUUUUUUUGGAGCAACACUCACGCUCUGAAGCGGUGAGUUCAUCAACUGAUAGCUGACAGUUCUGUAUGACAUAGCUGACAGGUCAGCCAAAAAAUAUGGCACUAUUUCGUCAUAUAAUGACUAAAAUUUGUGAUAAAUAAAUUAAUAAUUAAUUUAUUAGUGCCAUGUAAAAAAGUAUUAUGCUUCUCAGUCAUAAAGAAGAUAAGAGUGGUUGUGAUAAAUGUCAAAAAUUGAUGUGACAUAACCUACAAAUGCUCUAUAUCUUCAAGUGGCUUUGAUAUUGGUGUCAGAUUCUUUAAGAAUAUAUUCUAAAUCAAUGAUUUGAAUAUCAAAAAAUACCAAUAUAUCAGCGUUCUUCCACUAAAAUAAAUAUGGAGGAAUCACAUAGUGAUUUUGUUGUUGGAGACCUUGCAAACUGGAUUGCAUCUGCAGCUAUUAUCUUUGGUGGUGUAAUACCUUACAUUCCUCAAUACAAUGAAAUUAAAAGAAAAGAAGAUGCUGAAGGAUUUUCAUUAUAUGUUUGUUUGGCUCUCCUUAUUGCUAACACGCUGAGAAUAUUAUUUUGGUUUGGAAAACGUUUUGAACUACCUCUAUUAUUUCAAAGUAUUCUAAUGAAUAUCACAAUGCUAUUUAUGAUUAAGUUAUGUGUGAGUGUACAUAAUAAAAACCAAAUAAUAAAGGCAAAGGAAAGAGUAUUUACAGAUUUGGACAUUAACUACUUUUGGAAAUGGACAGACUUUCAGUCUUAUUUGGAUUUUGUAUUGCUCUUCGGAUUGGUUGGUGGAAUAAUUAUGUACCUUUUCGUGGGAUACCCAAUUUUCGUUGAAACUGUGGGUCUUUUCGCAGUUUUGACCGAAGCAAUGCUUGGUGUUCCACAAUUUUUAAGAAAUCUAGAUAACAAAUCAACUGAUGGAAUGAGCAUAGUUAUGGUUACCAUGUGGACGGUGGGUGACACAUUUAAAACAUGUUACUUUAUUCAUCGCAAAACUCCUAUUCAAUUUGCAAUAUGUGGGGCGUUGCAAGUAAUAAUCGAUUUAGGAAUAUUACUGCAAGUGUAUAUUUAUAGAAAUAAUACUCCAAUGCGUCCGGUGUUACGAGCAGACUGAUAAUAUUAAUAAUUUUAAAAUUUAAGUAAUGACACUUACAUGACCAUAUCUAGACAAUUUCCAUAUGAUUAAUCGAGUUCUUCCCUCUUAUUACCCAUAUCAAAAUUGGCAAUAAAGUAAUAGUGUUUUGAAAAA
Messenger RNA from Chelonus insularis, 1295 nucleotides. RefSeq names its product solute carrier family 66 member 2. Gene Ontology annotation, biological process: phospholipid translocation; retrograde transport, endosome to Golgi. The record is from RefSeq and is a predicted model, not a curated record. The transcript has 5 exons. Gene Ontology annotation, cellular component: endosome; trans-Golgi network. Bases 426 to 1160 code for a protein of 244 amino acids. NCBI's taxonomy places the organism in Eukaryota, Metazoa, Arthropoda, Insecta, Hymenoptera, Braconidae.